Molecule: messenger RNA, 2889 nt
Organism: Nomia melanderi (Alkali bee)
Lineage: Eukaryota; Metazoa; Arthropoda; Insecta; Hymenoptera; Halictidae
Gene: Vps53
Product: vacuolar protein sorting 53
Biological process (GO): retrograde transport, endosome to Golgi
Cellular component (GO): GARP complex
Source: RefSeq, a predicted model, not a curated record
AUUAUUAUUUACUGGAAUACUUAAGUCGAAUUUCUGUACACUAAAAAUCAUUGUAUGUUUGUUUUGAUAUAGUAUUAUUUAUCCUUUGUACAUACAUGUGAAAACAAUAUAAUAAUUGUUACAUAGCAUAUGUUUUUAAAUAAAUAACAACUUUGUAGUACGAACAUGAUUAGUUUCAUAUGUUGUAAGCCUGAACUGCAUUUCUAUAAACAUAUUUUGAACGUGGCUUUUGACGUCUUGUAUGCUACAUGAACGAUGUGUGGAAAGAAGUACGCAUGAAUUACGGUGUCAAAUAAAUUGAAGCUUAGGCAAAAAUGGAAGGACACGAAGAAGAUGAUUUAGAAGAUUUAAAUUCAACUAUUUGUACACUUCCGCCAAAUGUACAAAAUGUAAUUGAACAGGUUCUACCUAGUACGGAUCCAUUGGACCAACCAAAUUUUAAUGUAGUAGAUUACAUAAAUUCAUUGUUCCCGACAGAACAAUCUUUGUCGAACAUAGAUGACGUGGUGAAUAAUAUGGAAUUAAAAAUACGUAAUAUUGACAAGGAGAUCCGUUCUGUAGUAAGGGGUCAAACAAAUGUAGGUCAAGAUGGUAGAGCAGCAUUAGAAAAUGCGCAGAAAGUCAUAAAACAAUUAUUUGUACAUAUCAAAGAUAUAAAGGAUAAAGCAGAACAGUCUGAAGAAGUAGUUAAGGAAAUAACAAGGGAUAUUAAGCAAAUGGAUUUUGCGAAAAGAAAUCUUACUGCCUCUAUAACUGCUUUAAAUCAUCUUCACAUGCUUGUAGAGGGUGUAGAUACUUUAAAAGUAUUAACACAAAAGAAACAAUAUGGGGAAAUUAUUUUGCCAUUACAAGCUGUAAUGGAAGUAAUGCAACAUUUUAAUAGUUAUAUGGAUAUUCCUCAAGUGAAACAGUUAUCUGACGAAGUACGUCAAAUACAUGUUGAACUAGCUCAACAAAUUACAGCAGAUUUUAAGCAAGCGUUUUCUGGUCAAAACCCAAAAUAUUUUAAUCAGUUAACAGAGGGCUGUUUAGUGCUGUCCAUAUUAGAUCCAAAAGUCAAGAAGGAUUUGCUUACAUGGUUUGUGGGUAUACAAUUGCAAGAAUAUGCCCAUCUGUUUGAUGAGAAUCAAGACUUUGCAUGGUUGGAUAAAAUCGAUCGGCGAUAUGCAUGGAUAAAAAAGCAUUUACUUGACUUCGAAUCAAAAUUUGGGACAAUCUUUCCACAAGAUUGGGAAAUUUCAGAACGAAUCGCUGUACAAUUUUGUCAUGUUACACGAGAAAAUCUGACAAAAUUAAUGCAUAAAAGACGUUCUGAGAUAGAUGUGAAAUUAUUACUGAAUGCAAUUCAACGAACUAGUAACUUUGAAUCGUUAUUAGCAAAACGAUUUAGCGGCAUUACUUUGGAAAGUUCUGAAACAACAAACAAAAAAAGUACUGCUAGUACAGAUACUACAGAUAAAGUUCCAGGCAAUCCUUUCGAAGAAAAUGAGCAGGUACAUAAUGAAAAACCAAAACCAUCGCCGUUUUCCAAUCUCAUUGGAACCUGUUUCGAACCAUAUUUAAGUAUUUAUAUAGAAAGUUUAGAUCGUAAUUUAUCAGAUUUAAUGGAAAAAUUUGUAUCGGAUUCUAAAACACAACCACCAGGUGCUAGAGAAUUUGAUGGUAUUGAGGGACCCAGUAGUGUCCUAUCCUCAUGUGCAGAUUUGUUUGUAUUUUAUAAAAAAUGCAUGUUGCAAUGUACACAACUUAGUACAGGUGCAAUAAUGUUGAGUUUGUCUGAAACCUUUCAAAAAUAUUUACGUGAAUAUGCUCUUAAAAUACUUCAAAAUAAUUUACCUAAAAUUGGAGGUAGUGUAGGACUUGCCACGAGUAUGAGUAGUAUAACCCGUGACUUCAGAGAUCUCUCAACAUCUGGUUUUAUACAAAAUUUUCAAAGUUUUUUGAAAGAAGGCGAAAGUACUAGAUUCAGUAAAGAAGAGCAGUCACGUAUAUGCUGCAUAUUAACAACAGCUGAAUACUGCUUAGAAACAACACAGCAAUUAGAAGAAAAAUUACGUGAAAAAACAGAUAAAUGUUAUGCUGAAAAAAUUAAUUUAUCUCAAGAGCAAGACAUUUUUCACAAUGUUAUAUCAAACUGUAUUCAAUUACUGGUUCAAGACCUAGAAUCGGCAUGUGAAUCUGCAUUAACUGCAAUGACAAAGGUUCAAUGGAGUGCCAUUGAAGUUGUUGGAGAUCAAAGCAAUUAUGUUAAUACCAUUGUGGCACAUCUUCGACAAACGAUACCUACUAUUAGAGAUAGAUUAUCUUCUUGCAGAAAAUAUUUUACACAACUCUGUGUAAAAUUUGCAAGCUCAUUUAUAGUAAAGUUAGUACAACAAUUAUAUAAAUGCAAACCUUUAAAUACUGUGGGUGCUGAACAAUUAUUGUUAGAUGUACACAUGUUAAAAACUGCUCUCUUGGAUCUUCCAUUAACUGGUUAUCAAAUUGUAAGGAAGGCACCAGCGACGUAUACUAAGGUAGUAGUAAAAGGCAUGGCAAGUGUUGAAAUGAUUCUCAAAAUCGUAAUGUCUCCAAUUGAAUCUCCAAAAGAUUUUGUAAAACAAUGUAGAAUGCGUUUACCGGAUCUCCAGGCGCCAGAGUUUCAAAAAAUUUUAGAUAUGAAAGGUUUAAAGAAAACAGAACAAGUCCUAUUAUUGGAACAGUUUAAGCAACCUGAAAAUGUGACAAUCUCCCAUGACACCAAAAGUCAUAUUGUUCAAGAUAGUCCAGAACACGAGGCUGGACGAAUAAAAAGACUAGAAAAACUAAUAAAGAAAAGAAUAUGAACAUUUUUCAUAGUAAAACUGAUAUUACAUUGUAUAUACUGAAUUGAAAUAUACCUAUAUAAAA